This is a messenger RNA of Nasonia vitripennis (jewel wasp), 3793 nucleotides long. It is a transcript of the gene Hcs, whose product is annotated as biotin--protein ligase. Gene Ontology annotation, biological process: protein modification process. Bases 220 to 3207 code for a protein of 995 amino acids. Gene Ontology annotation, molecular function: biotin--[biotin carboxyl-carrier protein] ligase activity. Gene Ontology annotation, cellular component: cytoplasm. NCBI's taxonomy places the organism in Eukaryota, Metazoa, Arthropoda, Insecta, Hymenoptera, Pteromalidae. The transcript is spliced from 17 exons. The record is from RefSeq and is a predicted model, not a curated record.
GUGUGGGUGUGUGUGUGUGUGUGUGUGUUCUUUGGUGGUGUGUAGAUUAUCUCGUUUUUGCUUUCGCAUGUAGUCGUGUAGACGUAACAACAACGAUUCAUUCGACGAAUAACUUGUCAAUAAACAAAAAAAGAAUACAUCUUGCCAAAAUGUUAGCUCUACAUCGACAACACUAAAGUCCAUUUUGUCUUGCAUCCCGCUAUCAGGUAUUUCACGGAGAUGCUUUUGACGAUUUUCUACAUGGUUGCUACGUGGGUACAGUCAUGGAGGUUGUCCUCUCUGAGGGCACGACUCCAAGCAAUUCUACUUGGUCCAGAAGCCACUAGGCCAUCUAUAAUGCUUUACACAGCUUCGCAGCUGUCAGUCAAAGAUGAAACUAAUGGAAAUAAAAGCAAGCUACAGAAUGGAAAUAACAUAAGUAAAGACAUGCUAAGUUCCCAUCUGUGCAGCAACAGUAAUCUUGCCAAGUUAGGAGAUCUUCUGUGGUACCAAGGGGAUAAGCGACUGUGUACAAUUUAUCCUCAACAAAAAGUUGAUGUAUCGCAUUGGCUGUUAUAUCCCUAUGGAAAAACUGUCUUUCCCCUAUUUGCUCAUAAUAAUGCACAGGCAACUUUGCAACAAAAUGCUAAAAUGCAUGUUCUCAUUGAGGCAGAUUUAAGUAACUACAUUCCCCUUGCUUCUUCAAAGGCUACAAAGCUUGAAGAUUAUGGUAUAAUUGUGACAUGGAUGUUUAAAGAUAAUUUUGGUGUAAUACUUGAAACUGACUUGGAGCACAUAACAAAAUUUUCCACCACUCUGAUGCAGGGCCAAUGCUUCAUUAAUAAUGGAUUACCUGUCACACGCAUUGAAUCCGUCUCAGUAACUGGAAAGCCUUGCAUCUGUAACUAUGAACGCUUUAAUUUAGUAGAAAGUAGAAAGCUAAUAGGUAGUUCUCAGUGGAAUACAUAUGUAAAGAAGUUAAGGUUAGUAAGCAGUACAGCAAGAUUGGUCUCCCAACAAAAUGAAGCCAUAGAGAUUAAAGAAAUUCCAGGUCUAAUCGUGUCGCCAGGGAGUAAACCAAUUACCUUACAAAUGCCAACAAUUCUAGAAAUCAAAAUACCAAACGAUGAAACAGAUGAUCACAUAAAUUCGUCAGUCCCAUCAACCCCGCCACCGACUCCAGCCUCUGCAACUGCCGUAAUCAACGGCACGGCAUCAAGACUCUCCCAAGCACUAACUAACUCUAUGGAUUUAUCUGUAGGUUCAUUGUCUAACUUAAGCUCUUCCAGAUCCCAAGAAUUCGUUUUAGAAGAAAGCUCCCAAGAAAAUUUAAGUAAAUUCACGCCAUUAAUAUCCGUAAACAAUACAAAGAGGACUAGUGAUAGGGACUCAAAGAUGUCCAGUGUAAUGUCCUCUAAGUCUUCGCUCUCUGCUGUAAACUACUCACCAAGAAAGACUGAACUCGAUUCUAAAGUUACCAAACCACCAAAUAUCCUGAUCUGUGCAGAUAGUGCAGUUGCUAGUGAUAAUGUUCGCAGUGUACUUGACUCUAUUCUCAAAGAAAACAAGUACACAGUUUAUCCGUUGUCAGCACAAGAGGCUCGAAAAGACGUAUGGAUGGACCAAGCGAGUCUCAUGAUAGUAUGCGGCAACGUUGGAAACGACGUGGCCUCUAAGGUCGUCGAGUUCUUAGUUCACGGAGGAAAGCUCUUAGCUCUAUGUUCGGAUAUUUUAAAGACUCUGCUUCCUACUUUCAAAACCGCGGAAGUUCGGGAAAACGAGCUGGUUCGUUUCUCCUAUGGAAAGUGGAAGCACGUUCGCAUGAUGCAUCAUGUGUUCUGUUACCAAGCUUCGCCUGUGAAAACGAAAUUCUCCCAAGAUUUGGAAGACUCCAAACAGGUGACCCCGCCGACGCCGGUCUCUGCCACCAUCAACGAUCGCUCCGGCAAGUCGCACACGUUCAACGUAAAGGUUCUGGGCUCGGAGGAGACCUGGCACACACCAAGUAUUUUACUAGCCAAUCUGCCCGAGAGCGGCGGCAAGGCCGUCUUCUCGCAGAUCCACUUGGAAGCCGAUCCCUCGCAGUACGAGUUCGAGGAGAGCAAGUUUCUCGCCCUGAAGCAGAGCAACGCAACUCGACUCGAAAUAUUCAGCGACCUCCUGAAAACCCACCUGGAUAUCGAGGUCUACGCCAAACCCAUGAUACCGCCCACGUACAGCUCGGGGUUUUUUCUGGGGAGACAUGAGUUAAAGUUGGAAAUGCUGAAGAAACUUAAGGAUAAGAUGCAACCGAAUGAUGUGUUAAAAACAACGAAUUUAGAGAUACAAUUUUGCGGUACGUCCACUGUACCAAAACCCGCGUCCUCCACCUAUCUGCCAGUUAUGGUGCAUAGAUGUCCAGAUAAUUUUUCAACUGUAGAAUACUUUGAGAAUCUCAGCACAGAAGCACUUGGCCGUUUAGUCAUAUACGCGGACGUAAUGACGUCUUCUAAUGCAGCCAUAAAUGGUUUUGCUUUGCACCAUGGCUUAGCUGUUAUAUGUCGCUCACAAACCAAAGGUGAAGGACGCGGCAAAAAUGUAUGGUUGAGUCCCGAAGGCUGUGCUAUGUUUAGUUUACAAAUUCACAUUCCAUUUAAUUCUAUUCUUGGAGAAAGAAUAUCGCUUAUUCAACAUAUAACGUCAGUAGCUGUAGUAUCUGCAAUAAGGUCAAUUCCUGACUAUCAGGAUAUAGAUAUUAGAAUAAAAUGGCCUAAUGAUGUCUAUACUGGAAACGGUUCUAAACUUGGGGGCACCACCGUUACAUCCACUAUUCAAUCGCCAACUAUUAUUUGUAAUCUAGGAACCGGAAUAAAUCUUUCAAACAGUUCACCGACAACUUGUAUUAAUGAUAUGAUUACUAAAUAUAAUCAAGCGACCGGAAAGAAACUUGAAAAAAUCACGCUUGAACGAUUUGUAGCUUUAGUUUUCAAUGAGAUGGAAAAAUUAAUAAACCUUAUACAAAAUAACAAUAUGGAUGAAUUCUAUGACAUUUACUAUGGAUAUUGGAUGCACACGGAUGCCGAAAUCACAGUCAUACUACCGGAUGGUUCAUCACAAGAAGUCAAAAUUUUGGGCAUUGAUGAUUAUGGGUUUUUAGAAGUGCAAGGAAAGAAUGGAAAUAUCUUCACAGUUCAUCCUGAUGGAAAUAGUUUCGAUAUAUUAAGCGGAUUGGUAGCACCCAAGUGUUGAAGAUUAUUAGGAUGAAGAAAAUCUUGAAAAAACACUAGGUUAUCAUCGCGUACCUUAUGAAUAUUGCAUUUUACAAAGAUGAAUACUUAAAUAUUUUCUACAGCGAUAUUUUGAUGAAAAUGAAAUAAGAAAUCUGCAUUUUCGCAUUGCUAUACGAUUUUUUAGCAUGUUAUUACGUUGUAAAUGUAUUAAUUAUAUAUUAUGAAAAUUUAUCGAAACUUCGAAACUUUUACCAAUCAAAUUAUAUGUAUAUUGUCUUCCUAAACCUAAAAUAAUUUGUUGAUUCGAUGUAUUUAAAUGUUUUAAAUUGAAUUUUUGGUCCAAGUCUAUGUAUGAAAAUAUCGGUGUUUUAUAAUACAUAAGUGACCUGAUGCAAAUCAACAAAUACCUUACAAUGAAAUAAUACCUACGCUCUGUCAAAAUUUACUAUCAAAAUACUGCCUACCUGAUAUAUAAUAUACACAUUAUUCUAUGUAUAUGUGACGCGUCAAAAUGUUACGACAUACAAAAGUAAUUAUGCUAUUAUAAAAAAAUCUAUGAGAUGUGAACUAGCUAUUGUUAUCUUUGCUGAAAUAUAUCUUUUUUU